Messenger RNA from Ambispora leptoticha, 1689 nucleotides. The record is from the annotation of a GenBank genome assembly. Lineage: Eukaryota; Fungi; Glomeromycota; Glomeromycetes; Archaeosporales; Ambisporaceae.
AUGUCGCUACUAAUCACUUUAGAAGGAAUAGACGGAAGUGGUAAAACUACCCUGAUUAAUAACCUAAAAAAAAGUGGUAAAUUAGAUCUAGUAACUUAUAAUUGGCGAGACACUGAUGAGAAGGAAAUAUUAGAAGAAGUGCAAACUGUAAUUGAAAAACUUUUGCCUAAGAAGUUGGAAAUAAAUAAUUUACCUAGCGGCAAAAUAGAACCAGAUGAAACCCCCUUAGAAGCUGCUAAAAGAGAAGUCUUUGAAGAAACUAAUUUAGUAGUGGGAGAUUUGGAAAAAAUAACUGAAAAAACUGUUUUUUUUGCUAACUUACCUAAAGAAAUUCAGCACUGGGAAGAAGAGAUGUAUAGUUCAUUUUUGCGUUGGAAAUUAAAUGAAAAAUAUCUAAAGAGUAAUUUCUCUCAAACUCAAAAAGCGAAAUUUGUGGUCGGAAACUAUGAAAAUGACGCCAUAGUAGUUGGAGCAAAAGCCUCACAGAUUUUUAAUCGCUCAUUAACGGCAUUAAUUCUUUUCCGUUUAGCCUAUCGGUAUCGAAAGCAAAGAUUAAAUUUUAUCCAAAAAGAAAAUAAACGUUUUGAAGAGAUAAAGAAUAAUAUAGAAUACAUUAAGAUUAAGGGAGCAGAAAAAAAGGAGAUUAAAAAAAGCAGGCAAUUUUUAAAAAAUAAUUGGAGAAAUAUUCUUAGUCUGUCUUUCACUAAGUCACUUUACGCUUCCAUUACUAAUUAUGUGCUGUUGGAAUUUCUUCCAAUUUUUUUUCUGAUAUUUUUCGUUGGCGGUCAAGGGGUUGGAUUUUCAGUUGCGUUAUACAUUAGUCUAAAAGAGUUGUUUGGUGCUUGGAAAAAAAUAGUUGAAAUGUUUUGGGCUCAUGGGGGGUAUGAUGUUUAUCUUUCUAGUUUAAAGCAAUUAAAUAAUGCUUUUGCUAUUUUGGAAAAGGAUGCAGAGGUUAAUAAAUUGUCUAACCAAUUAGUCUUGUCUUUGGAAGAAGCAGAAGUUAAAAAAAUUAUCUACAACAAAAAAUAUAAUGGUUGGACUUUUCCGGGUGGUAAAUUAGAGUUUAAUGAAACACCUUUAAAAGCGGCAGAAAGGGAAGUGUUUGAGGAAACUAAUCUGUUAGUUCAAAAUUUAAAACAAAUUGGAAAAAGAAAACUACAAGCUAAGGAAAAGGAAAAAGGAUCAGUUAUUGAAACUAAGUUUUUUUCAGAAGAGGAAAUAGCAAAAAUCAAACUUAGUGGAGCAACUAAGUAUUUUUUUGAGCAGCAAGUUUCUAAUUUUCCUAAGAAUAAAACUAUUACUUUCCAAAAUGUUAAUUUUGCUUAUCCAGAGACAAAUAAAAAAAUAUUAGAUAAUUUUUCUUUUACCUUUCAAAGUGGUAAAAAAUACGCCAUUGUUGGACCAAAUGGAAUUGGUAAAAGUACCUUGUUUAAAUUGCUUGCUAAACUGUAUAAACCCUCAAAAGGAGCUAUUAAAAUAGAUAACGUUGACCUAGAAAAAUUUGAUAGUUCAGCCUUGCGACCGAAGAUUGCUUAUUUGCCUAAUAAUCCUUCUUUUUUUAAUACUAGUUUGGGCAAUAACAUAGUUUACCCCAAUAUUUAUCAGGAAAGUAUUCACAAAGAAAAAUUAGAAAAACUUGCUAAAAAUUUAGGAAUAAAAGAAUUCGUUGACAAAUUGCCAAGUCGCUGA